GUCAACCAUAUAAAGGCUGUGACAAACACUGAGGUUAAGUUAAAUCUGAAGGUGAAGUGAUAUUGGACUGAGGCAGCUUCCAUCUCAAGGCAGCUACAGACAUACAAUUCGGAGAAGCUUUACGCAGAAGAGACUAAAGAUGCUCCUGAUCAUCCUGAUACAACUCCUGAUCGUCGCAUCAGCAAAUGCCCAGGCAACCACCACCACUGUGGCAGCUACAACCGCCACCACUGUGGCAGCUACAACCGCCACCACUGUAGCAGCUACAACCGCCACCACUGUGGCAGCUACAACCACCCCUGUAGCAUCUACAACCGCCACCACUGUAGCAGCUACAACCGCCACCACUGUAGCAGCUACAACCGCCACCACUGUGGCAGCUACAACCGCCACCACUGUGGCAGCUACAACCACCCCUGUAGCAUCUACAACCGCCACCACUGUAGCAGCUACGCCGCCACCACUGUGGCAGCUACACCACCCCUGUGGCAGCUACAACCACCCCUGUAGCAUCUACAACCGCCACCACUGUAGCAGCUACAACCGCCACCACUGUAGCAGCUACAACCGCUGGUGCCACCACGACGGCUGCAGCCACAACGACUGCCACUAACACUGCUGCACAUGCUGGGAUCGUAUCCGUGAGCAGUCUGGUGUUCUGUCACUUCAGUGUUGUUGUCUUCAUGUCCCUCUGUACAGUGUGACUUGGUUGUAAUGUCUUUUUUUAAACACAUUUAUCAGUACUUACAAAGUAUGUAAUUUAUAUUUAGAUACACAGAAUAAGCACUGGUGUUGAUAGGAUUAACAAUCCAUAUGAUACAAAGUGUUAAAAAUAAGUUUGUGCCUAUUUAUUGUCACUGUCAAAGUAAAGUUACUGAUAACUUAUAAAUCCAUAACUGAUAUUUUAAAGAUUGACUGUUAAAAUGAUGUUUAACAAGCUAAACUGAUAUCAGUGUUUUCUAUUGUUGAAGCAGUGUUUCAGUAAACUUUUCAACUGUUGUUGAGGCCUACAUUGAGGCCAGAAUUUGGACAGAUUAGGAAUGAAGUCCUGAUCAUUUA
This is a messenger RNA of Hippoglossus stenolepis (Pacific halibut), 1059 nucleotides long. Its product is annotated as spore coat protein SP96. The transcript has 3 exons. The coding region runs from base 140 to 613 and encodes 157 amino acids. NCBI's taxonomy places the organism in Eukaryota, Metazoa, Chordata, Actinopteri, Pleuronectiformes, Pleuronectidae. The record is from RefSeq and is a predicted model, not a curated record.